Molecule: messenger RNA, 1356 nt
Organism: Cladophialophora immunda
Lineage: Eukaryota; Fungi; Ascomycota; Eurotiomycetes; Chaetothyriales; Herpotrichiellaceae
Exons: 5
Coding region: 1-948 (315 amino acids)
Source: RefSeq, a predicted model, not a curated record
AUGGCGGUCAUCAAAAAGGUCAAAGUCAGUAUUUGCAGCGGUGGCAAGAAGUUGCAAGAGUAUCACCCUCCGGACAACGAUGCUUCUCCAGACAUGAAAGACACGCCUGAUGACACCCUAGUGAAAUAUAUUCAAGGCGUCUCCGAUGCGAAUUUCACAAUCGCCUUUAGGGUUGGGAAGAAAUUCGGGUUCGGAAAAGCCAAUUAUUUGCGGUUCACGGUCACCGUCGACGGGGAACACCUUGGAGGAAACGUCUGUACGAAAGAAGACUACCAAAAGGGUGGCAGCGUGUGGAAGCACAGGUAUAAGGGUCUCACUGAGCUGUCCAGCAAUGGCCAGGGAGUUUGCUAUCCGCUUCGUUGGGCUAGUCUGACCUCGACCGAACAGUCCUGCGAGGGACAAGAUAUAAGAAACUAUCAGAAUCUCGGCACAAUCAAGGUGGGGGUGUGGCGGAUGAACGGUGGAAAAGGUACUCCGAAGCCGAAAGUACGGAAAGGGAAGAUCCACGACCCAGUUCCCGAGAAGGCCAUCAAAGGCGAAGCAAUCGACCUCAGAGCCAAUCUCGACGUCCCCAGACCUCACAAAGCGGGCAGUUUUUAUAAAGGUACCAAAGUCGAUGACAAGCCCUACGCAGUCUUCAUUUUCAAAUACCGAAGCAAAGAAUCGCUGGAAGCUCUCGGCAUACUUGAACGACCUCAAACCCCUCAGCCGUUGGAGGAGAGAGAUAUCGAGACCCUUUCUCCUGAUGAACUCAAGGAACUGGCUCGUCGGCUCAAGGCAGCGCAAGCGGAGCAAAAGGUCAAGAUCAAGAAAGAGAAUGCAGAGUCCAACCUCACCCAGCUUGCUGACCUCGAAAGAGGUAGGAACGAUGCCGACGACGACGAGGUCGAGUUUGUCGGCGAGCAGCCUGUCAAAAGAGUUUGCAUCAUAGGACCGGUUAUCGAAUAACUCGUCUCAGAUCUCGGGCUUCGUGGACGAGGGAAACCACCCACAUCAUCACAGGGCGUGCCGUUCGCUUUCGAGCGAGCAGGAAAAAUGGUAUUAGCGAAGGACAAGCUUGGGCGGAUCUGGCACAUCCUUUAGUCAAAGCAGCCACAUGGAGACAGGGGAGUCUUAUGCUGAGAUUCGGAGGCAGGCGUCACAGUGCUUGCGCAACUAUGGCUCUAUACAUGAUUUGGGCUUGCUUCUCGAACAAUUGAUUCUAGCUGGGACUUGAUUCCCAUUUUGUCCCUUAGUACUUAGCUUCUGUUGUUCCUCUCUCGCGGCGAACAGUCCUCCAAAGGGUUCUAGAGUUGGCAGCCGCUCAAGUCUGGCGGGAAGAUUCAGCUUCGUCUGGGAAAGUAACCGUAACCACUG